UAUUCAGUGUCAUCGUGCCAAAACAAUAACAGAUUGCCAUUAAUUUUUCAGCUGUUUGCACUUCACAAUAUCUCGUAAUAUCGUAUACUGAAAAUGAGCAGUAAAUGCAGUUUAUGUUCCACGCACCAAGCUUUGAUAUCCAAACAUAAAAUCCAUGAAGAAUAUUCGGGGACGUCCAUAGAUGAUAUGUUUGCUAUUUUUAGGUUUCCACAAGAGUUCCAGCCUCCACAAUCUGUAUGUGCAAAAUGUUUGGAUAAGCUAUACCUAGCCUACCUUUUUUACCAUCAAGUUGUUCAAUGUAUUGAACAUUUUAAAGCAUUUGCAACCCCUGAUCAUUGUGUCGUUGACGAUGAUAAGAUUGGAAAUCACCCCUGUGAUAUGUGCCAUUUGAACCAUAUGACCGAUUUCGAAUUGCAGCGCCAUCGUAAGUUAAAUCAUGUCACUUUGUCACAUAAUUGCAACUAUUGUAAAUCAUGCCGAAAGGCUUUCAAAACCAGUAGGGGAAUGCAACAACACAUGAUAUAUUGCCAGAAUAUCAAUCCCACAAAAACCUUCCAUUGUGAAGUUUGUGAUCGGUAUUUCCAAACCAAUACCAAUUACAUCAACCAUCUUAAGCAUCAUCAGGAUUUUUUGUGUCUUUUUUGUAACCACGGUUGGAUCACAGAAGAAAAACUAUUGAAACACGUUCAGUAUGCUCAUGGCGAUCGUCUUUUUCGAUGCAACAAAUGUCCCAGAACAGAGAGGUUACGGAAAAGUUUGAAUAGGCAUCGGCGAGUGACACACAAUGCUAACCAACUUGAACUAUACUGCGGUCAUUGCUCGGUAGAUGUCGGUUUUAAAAAUCUUUUAACAUUGAAUGAACAUAUUCAUACAGAACAUAAAAACCAAGAACAACCAAGUGGUGUAUGCGAUGAACUACUGCACGAGUCUCUUUUUCCGAAAGACAUAGGUUUGGAAUUGGAAACGGAAAUCGAAAAGUUAAAGCAAGAUGAGAACCAAGAGAUUUUCCUGCGGCAUUUCGAUCUUGUUCGAAACAGUACGACUACUAUACAUGACACUAGAGAAGUAGUGCUGAACCACAAUAAGAUGAUUUUAGAGGAAUUUUUAGACGAGGCUUUUGAGAAUGACCAGAUUUGGACAAAAUAUAUUGAAGGAGGAGAGGAGUACCUGAUAGAUAAUUAUGAUUUUUAUUUAGACGGUCCAUCAGGGAAAAAGUCGAGCAAAUACAAGUGUCCGAGAUGUGAGAAUAGUUUCGACAAACAGCAAAGGCUUACGGUACAUUUAGCGGAAACGCACGAUAUUGCUUGUCUGAUCUGUAACGAUUGUGGAGCUAGCUUCAAUAAGAUACUCAAUUACAAGAGCCAUCGUCAAGAGCAUUUGAAAGAUAACGCUCGAUUCAGAGAAAACAUUAUACCGGAAGCCGAAGAGGCGUUAUCCUUAGUACGACAGGAAGAGAAAAACUAUGAUAUUCACGAAACGGACACCAGUUAUGUUUUUAGCUGCAAAUUGUGCGAUAGACAGUUUUUAAAAAAAUGUAAUCUCGAGAAACACCAAUGCUCAUUUUACACCAAAAGCGAACUAACUAUUCCAAAAACAGCAACUGUUGCGCUCGACCCAAUUGCGCACGAGAGCCUCUUUUGCACCUUAUGCGAUAAAAAAUUUACCUCGGUUUCUGGCCUAAAAUACCACCUCAAACGACACACCGAUAUCAAAGCGUUUCCUUGUUUGUAUUGUAGCAAGACGUUUACUGCGAAUUCAAACCUGAAUGCGCACAUUCGUAAUGUUCACAGUGAACAUAAAAGUCAUAUCUGCACCGAAUGUGAUAUGCGGUUCGCUUGCAAGGAUCAUCUGGCGAAACAUGUUCGUUCUAAGCAUCGGCAGGAACGUGCAUUUUCUUGCUCCGAGUGCCCAAAGCGGUACUUUCAGAAGUCUCACCUUAACGAUCAUAUGGCUGCCGCACAUAUGGGCUAUAAAGCGUUCAGCUGCGAACUAUGCAGUUCAUCAUAUAGUUGUAGAGGAUCCCUGCGGCGUCACGUGGCAAAGGUUCAUAAAAUUGCCAAACACUGACUCGUUACCAGUUGUAUUGAAUUUAGCAUAGGUUCAAUUUAGGGUUUGUACAUAUAAGAAAAUGUAACAAAUUGAGAUAGGGGCAAAUAAUAAAAAAACAAA
Molecule: messenger RNA, 2169 nt
Organism: Topomyia yanbarensis
Lineage: Eukaryota; Metazoa; Arthropoda; Insecta; Diptera; Culicidae
Product: zinc finger protein 473-like
Exons: 2
Coding region: 94-2067 (657 amino acids)
Cellular component (GO): nucleus
Molecular function (GO): zinc ion binding
Source: RefSeq, a predicted model, not a curated record